AUGUCGUCGAAGCUCAUUGUAAUUUGUGGUGUGACUGGCAACCAAGGCCGGUCAGUGGCGGAAGUGUUUCUCAAAGAAGCUGGCUGGAAAGUCCGCGGAAUCACCCGCGAUGCAACGAAGCCGGACAGCGUGGCCCUGGCGUCCAAAGGCGUGGAAGUCGUGGAGGGGGACUUGAAUGACGUCGAGACUCUAAAAACAGCUUUCCGAGGAGCCAACGUCAUCUUCGGCAACACGAUUUUCCCCGUCGAGCUGGCCGUAACCUCAUCACCACAGCUCAGACCCGACCAGUCCCUUGGAGAGUGGUGUUACGAGCUCGAAAUCCAACAAGGCAAGAAUCUCGUCGAUGCCGCCGCCGAGGUGGACUCCCUUGAGGUCUUCAUCUGGUCCACGCUCUCGGCGGCUCAAAAAUGGUCGGCCGGGAAGUACAAGAACAUCUUCCACUUCGACUCCAAGGCGGCUGUGGUGGAGUACAUCGAAUCCGCCUACCCUAGCUUGUUCAAGAAGACGUCUUUGCUGGAAAUGGGACUCUUCAUGACGAACUGGAAGAUGGGCGAGGUCAACAUUCCGUGGAAAAAGGCAACUAUUUUUCGCAAAGACGGCACCAUGGUGCUUCGCAUGCCCGGCAGCGGUGCACAGCCGAUCCCGCACGUCCUCGUCGACGAGACGGGGCUCUACGUCAAGGCUCUUGUGCAAGCGCCCCCGGCUACACACCUGCUAGCAUGUUCGGAGCUAAUGACCUGGCCGGAGUAUGUCAAGCUGUGGAGCAAGGCCCUGGGGGUCCCCGCCGUCUUUGAACGAUUCACUCUCGACGACAUGGACAAGCUCGGCCCGGGAGGCUUCGGCAUCGAGAUCGGAGAGAUGCACGCCUACGCCAUGGAGUUUGGAUACUGGGGAGGAAACCCGUCCAUCGUUCUCCCAGCCGACCUCGGACUCGAGGGUCAAACAACGUCCGUCGAGGACUACAUUAAGCGAGAGGACUGGUCUGAGUUGUUGGCCAGGCCUUGA
Molecule: messenger RNA, 1005 nt
Organism: Colletotrichum destructivum
Lineage: Eukaryota; Fungi; Ascomycota; Sordariomycetes; Glomerellales; Glomerellaceae
Product: Putative NmrA-like domain, NAD(P)-binding domain superfamily
Exons: 4
Coding region: 1-1005 (334 amino acids)
Cellular component (GO): nucleus
Source: RefSeq, a predicted model, not a curated record